Messenger RNA from Besnoitia besnoiti, 807 nucleotides. RefSeq lists its product as uncharacterized. The record is from RefSeq and is a predicted model, not a curated record. The transcript has a single exon. The coding region runs from base 1 to 807 and encodes 268 amino acids. Lineage: Eukaryota; Apicomplexa; Conoidasida; Eucoccidiorida; Sarcocystidae.
AUGACGCGUGCGAUAGAAGUCGAGAUAGAGUCGCCCGACGGAACACAAUGUGUGGACGCUGAUGCGCUUGCGUUUGAGUGCUUCCGCGGGUGCGAGUCUCUCGUGACGGCGAAUGGCGUUCACACGUCUGCUGACCCGCCCAAUGGGCAGCCGUUGCCUGCAGGCCUCUGUGAGUGCACCCCGUCAUCAGCCAAACCCCCAUCCUUAGAUCUGAAGUACAAUGAAGGCACAACGCCAGAGCAAGCAGAAGGCGCCGAAGGGCGUGGUCCUUCAGUUUCCACUGCAGAAUCUGAAGGCAUCUGUCACCAGGAGAUGACGAGCCACAAGCAGGCGAUCGUGAGGGAGGGUACAACCCCGCGCCGUGGAUCAGGUGUGUCUUCCGACGACGUACGACGCGUGUGGCAGCCGGAAAAGAACCUCUUCACCCCCAAGACAGGAGUAACUUGCGAGCGUGUGAUUAACGUGCCUCGCUUAGCGAUUGACGAGUGUGCAGACUCUGUUGGAGGGUCGCUAAGCAGACGGAGCAACAUCCAAAGGGCUGCAGACGUUUCUCAGAGCAUGGUGGCCCCCGCUGAAUUAUCGCCUCAUGAGGUCAUCUACCUGAAGCUGCUCUACUAUUACAAGCGAAAGUCGCGGUCAGCAAGGGAAAAUCUGUGGGGGCCGUCAGAUUUAUGCUGGCAUUGUUGUCGCCGACCAAGCGUUACCGACACUAUGACCAAGUCGCUCAUCCAAGUCUUGAAAGGACGCGCUGAUGCUCCGGCACAACAUGCCGAGCGAUCCUUUGAAUCAGAGAAACCGCGCUGCUAG